Pelmatolapia mariae (spotted tilapia) is the source of this 663-nucleotide messenger RNA. RefSeq names its product FEV transcription factor, ETS family member (gene fev). The transcript is spliced from 3 exons. Gene Ontology annotation, biological process: regulation of transcription by RNA polymerase II; cell differentiation. Lineage: Eukaryota; Metazoa; Chordata; Actinopteri; Cichliformes; Cichlidae. Gene Ontology annotation, cellular component: nucleus. The record is from RefSeq and is a predicted model, not a curated record. The coding region runs from base 1 to 663 and encodes 220 amino acids. Gene Ontology annotation, molecular function: DNA-binding transcription factor activity, RNA polymerase II-specific; sequence-specific DNA binding.
AUGAGACAGGACUGCGGAGGAAACCUCAUGUUCAACAUGUAUCUCUCAGAUCCAACAGAAAAUCUGUUGAAAGAAAGCAAAGGAACCUCCUGGGCUCCGAUAAAUACAGGAGUUCAAAAAGGGAGUGGGCAGAUUCAGCUCUGGCAGUUCCUACUGGAGCUCCUCUCUGACAGCACCAACAUGUCGUGCAUCGCGUGGGAGGGCACCAACGGAGAGUUCAAGCUCAUCGACCCUGAUGAGGUGGCCCGGCGCUGGGGGGAGCGCAAAAGCAAACCCAACAUGAACUACGACAAGCUGAGCCGGGCGCUGCGCUACUACUACGACAAAAACAUCAUGACCAAAGUCCACGGCAAAAGAUACGCCUACAAGUUUGAUUUCCACGGCUUGGCGCAGGUGUGCCAGCCGUCCACCACCGAGCAGGCCAUCUACAAAUUUCAGGGCAACUUCUCCCCGAUCCCCUUCUCCGGGAUUUCCAAACUGAACCUCGUGGCUCCUGGCGUGGGGCCUUCGGGGUUCUCCUACUGGGCUGGCUCCACACCAGCGGCUCUCUACCACAGCCACAACCUCCAGCCUCCGGGACCGUUUGGCACCGUGUCCCCGUCCCACAUCGGCUGCGUCAACAACAUCAGCAGUCUGAGCACCAUCAACAACCACUACAACUGA